Molecule: messenger RNA, 1299 nt
Organism: Motacilla alba alba
Lineage: Eukaryota; Metazoa; Chordata; Aves; Passeriformes; Motacillidae
Product: hydroxyacylglutathione hydrolase-like protein
Exons: 8
Coding region: 109-957 (282 amino acids)
Molecular function (GO): hydroxyacylglutathione hydrolase activity
Source: RefSeq, a predicted model, not a curated record
GCCCCACGCUGCGUGACCCGCCCCGCACACGGCGGGGACCGCCCCGCGGUGGCGCUGGGGACGCGCCGGGCUCCCGCAGCCCCGCGCCCGGCCCCGGCCAGGGGGAGCAUGAAGGUGAAGGUGAUCUCCGUGCUGGAGGACAACUACAUGUACCUGGUGAUCGAGGAGAGCAGCCGGCUCGCCGUGGCCGUGGACGCCGCGGUGCCCAAGCGGCUGCUGGAGAUCAUCAGGAAGGAGGACGUGGUGCUCAGGGCCAUCCUCACCACCCACCACCACUGGGACCACGCCAGGGGCAAUGAGGAGCUGGCGCGGCUCCUGCCAGGCCUGCAGGUGUUCGGGGCAGACGAGCGCAUCGGGGCCCUCACGCACCGGGUCAGCCACGGCCAGGAGCUCUCGUUCGGGGCCAUCAGGGUGAGGUGCCUCUUCACCCCGUGCCACACCUCGGGCCACAUGUGCUACUUCAUGUGGGAGGACGAUUCCCCGAAUGCUCCAGCUCUUUUCUCAGGUGACACCCUGUUCGUGGGGGGCUGCGGGCAGUUCUUCGAGGGCACGGCGGAGCAGAUGCACACCAACCUCACCCAGGUCCUGGGGACUCUGCCCAAGGACACCAAGGUUUUCUGUGGCCACGAAUGCACCGUCAGAAACCUCAAAUUCGCCUUGAAGGUGGAGCCGGAGAAUGAAGUGGUGAAGGAGAAGCUGGCGUGGGCCAGACGCAGGGAUGACGAGGACCUGCCCACGGUGCCCUCCACGCUGGAGGAGGAGUUCCUGUACAACCCCUUCCUGCGGCUCACGGAGGAGGCCGUGCAGAGGUUCACGGGCAGGACGGACCCCGUGGAGGUGCUGAGGGCUCUGCGCUCCCACAGGGACAACUUCAAGAAGCCCAAGGAGAGGCCCAACCCCCAGGCCAUGCUGGCCUUCGACUGGGGGCUCUUCGGGCCCCUCCUGGAGAAGAAGUGACCCCCCCGAGGUGCCAGGGCUCCCCCUGGCCGGGCCAGCUCGGGUUGCUCCCAGCUGGGGCUGGAUUUUGUCUUUAAGCUGCUUGUGUGAGUCUGCUCUGCUCCCCCCUGGCUCCCGGCAUUCCUGGGAUCCUCCUGGAUCCCUCUGGAGAGCCCGGGCUGCGGGACCUCCCCCCGGUGCUGGCAGAGGGUCAGGACGUGGCUUGGGGGACAGUCCCAGUUCGGGGGAGCUGCCGUGGAGGGAGCCAGGGAUGCUCAGGGAUUGCGGGGCUGCGCCCCACGGAGCCCCAGGCUGCCCUGCCUGCCCUGCCACGCCCUGCCACGCCCUGCCACGCCCUGCAUC